Molecule: messenger RNA, 921 nt
Organism: Notodromas monacha
Lineage: Eukaryota; Metazoa; Arthropoda; Ostracoda; Podocopida; Cyprididae
Source: the annotation of a GenBank genome assembly
AUGUUCUUGGAGACUCUUAUUUUCCAAGAACAACAGCUAGUACAAACCAAGGGACAAGCCAGGCAUCUCAUGGAACAGGGUCUCCAGGAGCAACAGCUAGUACAAACCAAGGGACAAGCCAAACAUCUCAUGGAACAGGGUAUCCAGGAUCAACAGCAACUCCUAACCAAGAUACAAGCCAAACAUCUCAAGGAACUGGAUCUCCAGGAUCAACAGCAACUCCUAACCAAGAUACCAGCCAAACAUCUCAAGGAACUGGAUCUCCAGGAUCAACAGCAACUCCUAACCAAGAUACCAGCCAAACUUCUCAAGGAACUGGAUCUCCAGGAUCAAGAGCAACUCCUAACCAAGAUACAAGCCAAACAUCUCAUGGAACUGGGUCUCCAGGAUCAAAAGCGACUCCUAACAAAGAUACAAGCCAAACAUCUCGUGGAACUGGGUCUCCAGGAUCAACAGCAACUCCUAACCAAGAUACACGCCAAACAUCUCGUGGAACUGGGUCUCCAGGAUCAACAGCAACUCCUGACCAAGAUACAAGCCAAACAUCUCAUGGAACUGGGUCUCCAGGAGCAACAGCUAGUACAAACCAAGGGACAAGCCAAACAUCUCAUGGAACAGGGUCUCCAGGAUCAACAGCAACUCCUGACCAAGAUACAAGCCAAACAUCUCAUGGAACUGGGUCUCCAGGAUCAACAGCAACUCCUAACCAAGAUACAAGCCAAACAUCUCAUGGAACUGGGUCUCCAGGAUCAACAGCAACUCCUGACCAAGAUACAAGCCAAACAUCUCUUGGAACUGGGUCUCCAGGAUCAACAGCAACUCCUGACCAAGAUACAAGCCAAACAUCUCUUGGAACUGGGUCUCCAGAUGCAACUCCUGACCAAGAUACAAGCCAAACAUCUCAUGGAACUGGGUCUCCAG